AUGCCUUUUGGUAUAAAAAGAGUUGAUAAAGAAAAAAGUAUAAUACUUUAUUAUUAUGAUAGAGAUAAUCAAACUAAUAUGACUGGUUAUCAACCUAAUGUUAUUUGGGUUUUAACAGUAAUUGCAGAUCUAAAAAUAAUUAAAGAAAAAAUUGAAAAUAGUUUAAAAAUAGGUUUAGAAUAUAAUAAUGAUAUAACACAUUUUGGUAAAACACCAAAAUUUCCUACACAUUUUGGUCCUUUUCUUAUUAUUAAUAAAGUAAUGCCUAUGAUGGGUUAUAAUACAAAUAUGGAUAGUAUGGCAAAUCUCAAAUUUACUAUAGAAUCAGCAAUGCAACAAUUAAUAGACACUGUUAAAAAAAUAAUAAAUAAUCCUUCUAAUUCAGAAAAAUCUUCAGAACCUGAAGAUACUUUUGAUAUAAACCAAAAUCAAAAUCCAUCAUCACCCAAAGAAAGAAUAUUUGAUUAA
Cetraspora pellucida is the source of this 468-nucleotide messenger RNA. NCBI's taxonomy places the organism in Eukaryota, Fungi, Glomeromycota, Glomeromycetes, Diversisporales, Gigasporaceae. The record is from the annotation of a GenBank genome assembly.